AUGUUAAACCUCAAAAGACAGGCGUCGCGGAUCGGCAGAAAGCUUCAGGAGUACAAGAAGGUCAUGAUGUUCCACGGCGAUAUCGACAUCCCAGGUGUGCGGCGGGUGUUGGCGCAAGCGCUGAAGGAUGGCAAGUCGCCCAUCGCGAUGUUGGGAACGCUCGAAGCCGCGUUCCAAGGGAGAUAUCGUGCACGCGCCCACACUCAAGACGACUUGGAUCUGGCAAUGCUCGUGUUGCGCGUUGGAGGUCCCUCUCAGCUUUUCUCCUUGUCCCAGGCGCUUUGUCUUCCAAGCGUCACUAGCGUCUACGUUGAGAUGAAGAAGCGCCAUAUGUCGUUUGCACCGUGUGCAUCGCUAAAGUAUGAAAUCCUGGAGCCGGCGGUGAUGGCCAACUUGCAAGCGGUGGUAGAAGUGUACGGCGGGAGGAGCCGUCUGUUCCAAUCCCAAGUGGACGAGAUCGCCCAGGAGAAACACGCAAGGCACUACCAGAACAACGAUACCAUUCUGGGAUUGUGUGCGCAAUGCACAGGGGAAUCCAAUGUGUACUUCAAGAACAUCAAUCACGUGGAACGCCUCGGAGGGAAGCUCAAGAAAGGAGAAAUCCACCUCGGUAGCGAAAAAGCAAGGGUUCAGGAGUCCGCCCAACCACUCUCUCCCCGUGGUGUCCUUCAGCAGCUGCAAGGCCAGCCAAACGUCCCGUUGGCGGUAAAGAUGAUGCAGCCGGUCGUGUCGGUUGCUGCUGCUGACAAGUCGACGUUCGCUGGCUUGGACGCGAGUCCGACCAUGCAGGCCGCGUUGGAAGACAUGCAGGUUCUCGCGUCCAUCACUGAGCCCCUGCUGGAUGUGCUCCUGACCCCCGAGAAGACGAUCUCCGAGCUCCUCCGAGAGUUGGCUCGAGUCGCCUUCCUCCUCCUGUUUGUGUACAGGAUGAACAAGACCCGGUUCAUACCGGACCAGCUCUAUCACGAUCUGCAGGCAACCAUCAGGGUUCUGUUUUACGUGGUGCUCAAAAGCGUCGGCAGCGCAACCAUCAGGGUUCUGUUUUACGUGGUGCUCAAAAGCGUCGGCAGCAGAGGCAUCGUGCUCACGGGCAAGCUGGAACCGUGCAUGGACUGCAUGAGGGCGAAGGGCAGCCGAGGGCGGUGCCGCGGGGGCCGGGAGCGCGGGCGUCUAAGCCCCUCGGGCGUGUUCACCUUGUUUGUGUAUGUACUCGGCAGGAUACAGAUCUCCGAGAUAUCCGAGGGGGUCCUUCUUGCCUGCUGCUCAUGCUUGUCACUCGUUAAUAGUUAAUCAAGGAACUUGAGUCACUCCUUUGUGCAACACGCUCUCGACAAGAGCCCGCGAGCGUGAUAACAUAGUACACGCGCCGACACCCCAAACACGAUAUCGUGUAGUCAGCUGACGUCGGUAGGGAAAGGUUCGGGAGGUAGGCACCGGAACACAAGGGCAGCAGCAGCGGGCGCAGCAGGGCGGUUAUUGCCCGCGCGUGCCAAGGAGAUCCAGGGGUAAGAGUUUGGAAUACAAGGGCAGCCGCGACAGGCGCGCCAAGGAGAUCC
Molecule: messenger RNA, 1556 nt
Organism: Ectocarpus sp. CCAP 1310/34
Lineage: Eukaryota; Phaeophyceae; Ectocarpales; Ectocarpaceae
Source: the annotation of a GenBank genome assembly